GCACAUUCAAACAAAAAAAGAUAAAUAAUGAUUUAAACUAAAUUCUUCUCUUUUUAAUCAAUAUACCCAUUUUUUCAUCACAAAGAUCGAAAUUCAAUAUAAUAAACAAGUGUAAUAGAUGUAAUCUGAUCGAGGCCAAGUAGUGGUCAGUUAGGGACUAUCGGAUUUCGUACCUGAUCGGACGGCUGGCCUCAUUUCUUCACAUAUCGUGUAUCCGAGGCUUGUAAACGUGAUCUCGUUCCGAAGGUUUCUGGUCUUAGUGGUCCAGUCAGAUUUCGAAUCUCAUUGCACGAAGAUGGAGCGAUGGGUCGGAAAAGUGGCCGUGGUAACCGGUGCCAGUGCCGGAAUCGGUGCAGCGAUCGUGCGAAGUUUCGUUAGACAAGGUAUGAUAGUGGCAGGCUUUGCAAGGAGAGUAGAGAAAGUUAAGGAAAUCGCUGAUAGUUUGGAGGAUUCCCCGGGAAAACUUCAUCCCGUGGAAUGCGAUAUCGCUAAGGAAGAAAGUAUAAUCGCGGCAUUUGCAUGGGUGAAGGAUAAUCUCGGUCCAAUAAGUGUUCUCGUCAACAGCGCUGGUAUCACCAAGGAAUCCUCGCUCAUAGAUGGUACUUUGGAGGACUGGCAGUCGGUGUUUGAUGUGAACGUCUUGGGACUUUGUCUCUGCACGCGCGAGGCUGUACGUAUGAUGCGCGAAACCGAGGCUGAGGAUGCUGUCGUGAUUCACGUGAAUAGUUUGGCCGCCGAGAGGGUACCCUUUAUCCCGGGAUUCAGCGUUUAUCCGGCGUCAAAGCGUGCCAUCACCGGCCUCGCCAUGACUUUGCGACACGAACUUGCGGGCACGCGUAUACGCGUCACGAACAUCAGCCCUGGUUUAGUCGCGACGGAAUUCAUGGCUUCCUAUAGUAUGUUCUCCCCGGAAGCGAUGGCGGCGGCCCCGACUUUGGAUCCAGACGACGUUGCAGCAGCGGUAAUUUACGUGUUAUCCAAUCCUCCUCACGUUCUGGUAUGUCAUACUGUAUACCUACGUCUAAUAUUUCUCUAUAAUUCAAAAAAAUAUGCAAUACUCGCACAGGAAUACAUCAUCCAGAAGGCAGUGAACCAUCCAGACGUAGAUUAUGCGCGACCUCCGAAUCGAGGUCCAGAUUUUCAGUGGUAUAAAAAGGUGUCGAGGAUGCGGAUCGGCAUGCAGAAGCUACUCGUGGCAGUGAGCAGCAAUUUCUUCUCCCGAGUUUACAUAAACGCCAAAUCUUCAAGUAUGAAUUUGUCGAACAAAAUUGCCGUUGUUACUGGCGCCUGCUCCGCGAUCGGCAAGCUAAUCGUCGAAGAAUUGGUGUUAAAGGGACUCAAAGUUGUUGGUCUCUCCAGCGAUAUAAAUAAGUUGAAGAUUCUUGUGGACGAGUUGAAGAGCAAACCCGGCAAGCUCUAUCCUCUUCAAUGCGACCUGAGCCUUCCGAACGAGAUUGAAGCUGCCUCCGAGUGGAUAGAGAAGAAUCUAGGUAGUGUAGACAUCUUAAUAAAUAACGCUGGAGUUAGCAUAGAUUGGUCCAGCAUCAACGGUGGAAUACAGGAACUAAAGAAGUCUCUUGACAUCAACGUGCUCGGCUUAUCAUGGAUUACUAAGAAAAUUCUGUUGUUAAUGAAGAACAAAGGUGUCGAUAACGGCUGCAUUGUUAAUAUCAAUGAUAUAUGCGGCCUGAAAUGGUUGCCUCUCGUCUCCGACCGACCUAUCUCUCCGGCGUACGUUUGCAGUAAAUCCGCGCUAGCCGUGUUGACAGACUGGCUUCGUUUGGAAUUGGCGCAGAAUGAGUCCAACAUCAAAGUGAUCAGCAUUUGUCCAGGCUUAGUGGAGACUGAAAUGACCCAGCAGUGGUUGAAGGAAAAUUCACGCCUGGCCCUGAAACCGAAAGACGUAGCGGAUGCUAUUCUUUACGCGUUGCAGACUCCGGAGAAUGUGCUUAUCAAGGAGCUCGUUAUUACGCCCAUUCGGGAGAUGUGAACAUCGGAUAAAAUUGUUGUCUAUGCUGAACUUUGUAGUAUUUAAAGCAUGUAUUAUGUGGCAAAUUAAAUAAAGCAUCAGCACUUUUCAAAAAUAUGAUACAUAUAAAUGUUACAUUAAACCAAUUAUUAUAAAAUUACUAUAAAAAAUAAUAAUUUAUUAAAUAUUAAUAUAUUAACUUUUUGAUACAUUCAAGUUAUACAAGCCUCUUAUAGGUACAAAUACAAUAAUCGUUAAGAUUCUGGAUGCUUAAUUUUGUAUUUUUGAACUUGAGAAUAUAGCCAUCCGCUUAUUGUGUGCUAAUAAGACAAACUAAAAGACACGUGAUCAAAAUUUUAACAAGUAUAAUACUUACCAAGAAGAGGAACACGGGUUCACAACUUCCUUUAUUUACAGCCCACAAAGGCAUUAAUUAAUAACCUUAAAUCUUAAACAUAAUUUUGAAAUAAACCUAUUCAUAGACAAUAGUUGCAGGAAAAUUGUAUAAAACAAUAUUGUGCUUGACAUUAUUUAUUUCAAAUUGUCCCAUUUGCCAGUUUAAUAAUUCACAAAAAUUUAGGAAAGGGAGAGAUACUAUGUUAAGAAAAGAAAAUUCAAAGAGGUGACAACACGUUAGGAGAAUCCUAUUUAAUGAAAGUGUGAAGCAAUCGGUGUUAUAUUUAGUGCACCUAGUUGUAGUAAAGUACACCCUAAAUUGUACGUCCUGUACAACGCAGAAAAUACUUAGGUGUGUAUGUACAAUAUGCGCGAAAUAAUAAAAUAUUAAUAUUCAUGUGUGUGUGUGUGUGUGUGUGUGUGUGUGUGUGUGU
Monomorium pharaonis (pharaoh ant) is the source of this 2799-nucleotide messenger RNA. RefSeq lists its product as uncharacterized. NCBI's taxonomy places the organism in Eukaryota, Metazoa, Arthropoda, Insecta, Hymenoptera, Formicidae. The coding region runs from base 296 to 1990 and encodes 564 amino acids. Gene Ontology annotation, molecular function: oxidoreductase activity. The transcript has 8 exons. The record is from RefSeq and is a predicted model, not a curated record.